AUGUAUGUUGAGUUUGAACAAUCUGAGGCAGACCGGAAUAUUCUACGGGAAGAUUAUAAUAGUGACAGUGAGGAAGAGUUCGAAAGCAACUAUGAAUUUGUUGCUCCAAAUGGAGAUGAAGAUGAAGGUGACGCACCCAUGGCCCCAGAUGUCACGGAAGUGGCAAAUGCACUCGGGAACGAAGUUCCGUUUGAGGAGCCAUCCUCCAUGCGAGUUUUAGACCUGGAAGCCAUGCAUGUUCCAGAAUUUCCAGAAUAUAUGACUGCAGCAGAAAUUCCUAUUGUGGAAGACGGUGAAUUUGGCGUAGGUAUGGAGUUCAGUUCAAGAGAAGCUGUUAUUAAGGCGGUAAAAGACUAUAGCAUACGACGAAGCGUAGACUACCGGGUGUUUGAGUCUGAGCCGUUGACAUUUUAUGCCAAGUGUACACAAUAUGGGUCAGGGUGUGAUUGGCUUAUUAGGGUUAGCUUGAUCAGCAGGAGGUACUGUUGGGUUAUAAGGAGGUAUAAUGGUAGUCACACAUGUACUAGAGCCACCAUUUCACAGGAUCAUUCGAAGCUGGAUUCUAUCACAAUUGCAGAAGCAAUUAAGCCACUGGUUGAGGCGGACCCAGCAUUGAAGGUAAAAUCGGUUAUAGCUGAAGUCAAUCGAAGUUCAACUACACCGUCAGUUACCGGAAAGCAUGGCGAUGAGUUGGUGGGUGAUAUUCGGGUAAUGCAUCGUGUAUUUUGGAGUUAUUAUCCUUGUAUUAGGGCAUUCAGACAUUGUAAGCCAAUUGUACAGGUGGAUGGGACACACUUAUACGGAAAGUAUAAGGGUUGUUUGCUUGUGGCAGUUUCACAAGAUGGCAACAACAAUAUCGUCCCAAUUGCAUUUGCUAUUGUGGAGGGAGAGACCUCUGAUGCAUGGCAUUUUUUCCUUAGUAACCUUCGUCAACAUGUUGUAACUCGUGACGAUGUGGGACUAAUAUCCGACAGGCACGAAUCCAUAAAUGCGGCUGUGGAACGCAGUAACGGAGCGUGGUCACCUCCAAGAGCUUUUCAUAUGUUUUGCAUCAGGCAUAUAGAGUCAAACUUCUUGAGAAAGUUCAAGGCACCGUACCUCCAAAAAUUGGUCGUGAACAUCGGAUAUUCUAGGACGGUGCGGGAGUAUGAGGUGCGUUACGAGCGGUUACGGGAACGUGGUGAGGCGUACACAAACUGGUUAAACCGAAUUCCUCGCGAGCAGUACGCAUUGGCCUUUGAUGGUGGGUAUCGAUGGGGGCACAUGACAACGAAUCUUGUGGAGUGCAUUAAUUCAGUUUUGAAGGGUGCACGUAAUCUCCCCAUAACUGCUCUUGUGAAGGCAACAUUCUACAGGCUAAAUGAGUUAUUCACCCGAAAAAGAGCGGAGGCGGAAGCAAGGAUCAAUGCUGGGCAUGUGUUCUCUGAAAUCGUGACCUCCAAGUUGCAUGCAAACCAACUUGCAUCAGGAAAUAUUCAGGUUAGUUGCUUUGACCGCCAGAAUGAGGUCUUUGAGGUUUGGGAGAUGCCAAGUAGAAUGGAGUUUGCAGUCGAUCAACGUGGCCUACGAUGUGACUGUGGUGAGUUCCAGGUGGACAGGAUCCCCUACAGACAUGUAUUUGCAUGUUGUGCCAACCAGCGACUGGAUUGGCAAAUGUAUGUACAUGAUGUGUAUAAGAUGGACCAAGUGCGGCGGGUGUACCGAGCAAGGUUUAGGCCACUGGGUAAUCCUGCUACAUGA
This is a messenger RNA of Arachis stenosperma, 1740 nucleotides long. RefSeq lists its product as uncharacterized. NCBI's taxonomy places the organism in Eukaryota, Viridiplantae, Streptophyta, Magnoliopsida, Fabales, Fabaceae. The coding region runs from base 1 to 1740 and encodes 579 amino acids. The record is from RefSeq and is a predicted model, not a curated record. Gene Ontology annotation, molecular function: zinc ion binding. The transcript has 4 exons.